This is a messenger RNA of Helianthus annuus (common sunflower), 1603 nucleotides long. RefSeq names its product acylsugar acyltransferase 3. The coding region runs from base 87 to 1457 and encodes 456 amino acids. The record is from RefSeq and is a predicted model, not a curated record. NCBI's taxonomy places the organism in Eukaryota, Viridiplantae, Streptophyta, Magnoliopsida, Asterales, Asteraceae. The transcript has a single exon.
GAUAAAAUCAACGACAUGUACAUACAUAAUUGUUGAUUAAAUCUACAAGAUCAAAAACAAUAAAAUCUUCCUGUCCAUAGUAAGUGAUGAUGAUAGGGAAGCUCCUACUAUUCGGAAGAAGGCAACUUCACACAAUCAUUUCUCGAGAAAUAAUCAAGCCCUCAUCUCCAACCCCAUCUCAUCUCCAGACUUAUAAUCUUUCACGGAUUGAUCAAGGCAUCCCGCACAUCUAUAUACCUCUAAUUCUCUUCUACCCAAACAAGGAAGAUUGCAGUUUAACCGCUGAUGACAAAGCCCGAAAGAUGAAGAAAUCAUUGUCACAAAGCCUAACACGAUACUACCCAUUUGCCGGCAGGUUACACACACCAACGGCACCUUACAUCGAUUGUAGCAACGAGGGAGUUGUGUUUGUCGAAGCCAAACACGAUUGCCAACUAGACAAGUUCCAACAUAUGAGUGUAGAAGAUCACACUACAUGCCAACUUUUUGCUGAUGACAUGGUAUGGCAAAACUCUCCUCAUAGCACCAUGCUUGUAGGGGUUCAACUCAAUCACUUUGCAUGUGGCGGAAUCGGGUUGGCAGUGUCUAUGUCACAUAAAAUUGGUGAUGGCUGCACUCUUGGCUCUUACAUUAGUCAUUGGGCUUCAGUGGCGCGUUAUGGUUCCACUGAUCACAAACAGGUACUACCUCUUAAACCUCAUUUUAUUCAAUCCCCACCAAAAAUUCGUGUUCCCCAACUCAAAAAUAAUCCGCGUCCGCUUGAAACUUCGCUUUUGAAUCCAACGUGCAUUAAUCGUGUAAGCAGAAAAUUCGUGUUCCCCAACUCAAAACUAAAUGAUCUCAAAAAUAAGGUCCUUGCAGAAGCCGGAUCAACACUAUCUAUAAAUAACCCUACACGAGUCGAAGUAUUGAGCUCUCUCAUUUACAAAACCGCGGUGGCAGCAGCCACCCCAAAAUCAGGUUCUUUUAAGCCAUCUUUUUUAGUUAUUCCGGUGGAUAUGCGUAAGAAAGUUGUCCCUAAGCUGCCCCAAACAACCGUUGGAAACUUAGUGUCACUUAUGAUGGUCACCAGCCGGCAUGAAUGCGAAACUUCAUUAAGUACGGUGGUUUCAGAGAUAAAGAAACAAAAGAUGGAACUUGAAGAAGUUCAAAGUAUGCAACAGGUUUCUCAAAAGUUCCAGUUGUUUUUACAAAGUUUGGGGCAUGAAGAUAUAGAAAAUUUUGCCAAUAGAUCCUUUACGUGUUCGAGCUUAUGUGGGUUCCCUUAUAACAAAGUCGAUUUCGGAUGGGGAAAGCCAACUGGUGCAAGUCUUAUACUUUCAUCUUGGGACAGGACUGGUUUCGCGCUGACGGAUACUUCAAAUGGAGAUGGUAUUGAAGCACAAGUGACUUUAGUAGAACAAAACAUGGAAAUUUUUCGAAAUGACAAGGAACUGCUUACAUUUUGCCAAUAUUAACUGAACUGAAUAUACUGAUUGUUCAAAGACUAUGCCUUUACUUGUUUGUAUGUCAAUAAAACCCUUUGCAUUGAUAUGUAUGUAAAAUAUGUUGUUUGAUUUUAAAUUUCAUGGUAAAUUUAUAUGAUUUAAGCUUUCUGGUUGUU